AUGGGCGCGUCUGACGUGAUCAAGCACAUAAAGGACGCGCUCGCGUCCGCCCACCCCGGCGCGGUCGACGACGAGGUGACGGAGUACGUCGCCGACAUGGCGAGCGAGCUCCUCGCCGACGGCGAUCCGGGAAGGUGUCGUCGCGAGAUGGCCGACGAGUUGGUGGACGCGGCUGGGCCGAUGCUGGCGGAGUUCAUAGGAGACGACGCGAUCAGGUCCCUAUUUGACGGAGCGGUGGCGCACCACCUCGGGGGAGGAGGCGACGACGCGGGUUCAAACCCGGACGUUGGGGGCGACGGUGCGGGAUCGGAGUCGGCCGCGAAGCGAUACUGCCUCGACCUCGAAGGGAUCAUCCUCGCGUUCGCGGGGAAGGUGCUGCUCAGGCCGACGUCGCUGAAGCUGGAGCGCGGUCGGCGGUACGGGGUGGUGGGGCAGAACGGCGCGGGUAAGACCACGCUGUUGACCCGCCUCGCGGCCGGGGACAUCAACGGGUUCCCCAAGGACAUCAGGUGCGUCUUCGUGCAGCACGAGGUGCUCGUGACCUUGGAGCAGACCAUCCUCGCGUUCAUGACGUCGCAGGCGUCGACGCUGGACGCGAACGCGGCGGACGUGAAGCCGUGUUUGGAAGCCGUCGGGUUCACGUCGGAGAUGAUCACCGAGAAGAUGGUGAGCGAGCUGUCCGGGGGUUGGCGAAUGAGGCUCGCCAUCGCGAGAGCCAUGCUGCAAAAAGCCGACCUCCUCCUGCUCGACGAACCCACGAACCACCUGGACGUCAACGCGGUGGAGUGGCUCGCCGGGCACCUCCGCUCCCUCACCGACACCACCACGCUGGUGGUCAGCCACGACUACGACUUCCUCACCGACGUCGCCACCGACAUCGUGCACUUCGAGGGCCAGACGCUCACCUCCUUCGCGGGCGGCUUCCCGGGGUUCCGCGAGAAACGCCCCAACCUGGUGCUACCCCGCAUGAAGCGGGACAUGGUGAGGGCGAUCGAGACGAACGCGGAGGCGGUCGGCGAGACGGUGGAUGGCGGCGACGUCCACGACGCGCGCGCGAGAGAGGACAGGGAGAGGCGCAGCAGGCUCGCCGGCGUCGAGCUGCGAAGCGAACUCGGAUCCGCGGCUGGCGUGAGAAACGCGGGAGCCGUCGGGUCCCUCGCGGCGGCGAUGACGAGCACAUCCUUCGCCAAAUCCAACGCCCGAGACAAGCCGUUGAUCACGUUCCCGGACCCCGGUCAGUUGGACGGCGUGAGGAGCCGCUCGAACGUGGUUUUGCGGGUAGAAAAUCUCUCGUUCGCGUACCCCGGGGCCAAGUCCAAGCCGGUUCUCGACGACAUCAACUGCAGGGUGUACCUCAACUCCCGCGUGGCCAUCGUCGGCGCGAACGGCGCGGGUAAGACCACGCUGCUCAAGAACAUCGUCGGUGAGCUCGUUCCGGGUCAGGGCUCCGUGUGGAAGCACCAUAACCUGCGCGUGAGCUACAUAGCGCAGCACUCGAUGCACCACCUCGAGUCCAACCUCGAGAUGGCUCCCAAGGAAUACAUACAGACGAGGUUCUUCCUGGGCCGCGACAAGGAGCUCGCGGCGAUGGCGACGAUGGACAUGAGCGACGAGGACAAGGCGCAGAUGAAUAUCAAGGGGAACGUGUGCGAGAUCCUCGGCCGCGCGAUGAAGGGCGGGAGCCUGUGCUACGAGGUUAAGAAGUUCGGAGAUAAGCCCGGCGUGACGCGCUGGGAGCCGGUUGAGUUUCUCAAAGCCGCAUACGUGGCGAAGAUGACGAGGCACUACGACGAGAAGCUCAAAGCGUCGCAGUCGGGCCUCGACAUUCGGCCGCUGACUAGCGCGGAGGUGUAUUCGCACCUCGCGGACUUUGGAAUAUCGCAGGAGCUCGCCGACGGCAAGAUCAAGCGCAUGUCCGGCGGACAAAAGUCACGACUGGUGUUAGCCGCGGCGAUGUGGACCAAACCGCACAUCAUCGCUCUGGACGAGCCGACCAACUACCUGGACAACGAGACCCUGCAGGCGCUCACCGAGGCCCUUCGUAAGUUUAAGGGUGGGGUGUUGACCGUGUCGCACAACGCGGGUUUCGUCGCGGAUCUGUGCACGGACUCGUGGCGGGUGUACCAGGGCAAGGUCACCUCGGCGGAGGAAGGGGGCAGAGCCGGUAAGCAGAGCGCCGCGGCGAGGCGACGCGCGAGGGACGCGGCCAAGCGCGGCGGCAGCGGCGAGGAGGCCGGCGGUGAUAAGGACGGCGGCAAGAACGAGGAGGAUGCCGAGGUGCAGGCGAACGGUGCUCGCGUGGACGACGACGUGGACCGCACGGUGACGGGGGUGUUGGUAUCCAGGCCAACCGCGCUGGACGUUAAGAUUUCGCAAUUCUCGAUGCAGGUCAACGGGCAGCAGCUCGUCGAGGACUGCGACAUCGAGCUCAACGUCGGCAGGCGGUACGGCUUACUGGGCGUCAACGGCUGCGGGAAGAGCAACCUGCUCGCCGCGCUCGCCAACCGCGAGCUGCCCGUCCCGGAGCACGUGGACGUCUUUCACCUGCGCGAGGAGGCGGAGCCGUCGGACCGCACGGCACUCGACGCGGUUGUCGACCACAUCAAGCUGGAGGUGACGCGUUUGCACAAACUCGAGGCGUCCACGCUCGCUGAGGGCGGACCGGGGGACGAGCGCCUGCAGCCAAUCUACGAGCGGCUCGAGGAGUUGGACUCUGCCGCGUUCGAGGCGCGCGCGGCUGAGCUGCUGCACGGCUUGGGUUUCAAAAAAGACAUGAUGCGGAGAGCCACCAAGGACAUGUCCGGCGGGUGGCGCAUGCGCGUCGCGCUCGCGCGCGCGCUCUUCGCAGCGCCCGCACUUUUGCUGCUGGACGAGCCCACGAACCAUUUGGAUCUCAGCGCGUGCGUGUGGCUCGAGCACCAUCUCGCAAAGUACGACAAGUGUCUCCUGGUGAUUUCUCAUUCACAGGAUUUCCUCAACGGGGUGUGCACACACAUCAUCCGCCUCACGAACCGCAAGCUCAAGUACUACACGGGUGACUACGACACCUACCAGAAGACAUUGGAGGCUGAAAACGUCAUACAGCAGAAGAAGCACGACAAGGAGCAGGCGGAUAUCAAGCACCUUCGCGAGUUUAUCGCAUCCUGCGGAACAUACGCCAACAUGAUGAAGCAGGCCAACUCCAAGCAGAAGAUCCUCGACAAGAUGGAAGCCGCCGGGCUCACGCCGUCGCCCAAGGCGGAGAAGACGUUCGAGCUGGCGUUCCCGGAGUGUCGCAAGCUCCCGCCGCCGGUGCUCCCCUUCAAGGAGGUGUCGUUUUCCUACCCCGGAGCCGACGUUGGCGGUGGGCGAGAGCUGCUGAACGGGCUGGAGUUUGGCGUCGAUUGCGACUCCCGCAUCGCGCUCGUGGGACCCAACGGCGCGGGAAAAUCGACUCUGCUCAAACUCAUGACCGGCGACCUGACCCCAACGUCCGGCAGCGUGAGCCGGCACCAGAACCUGUCCAUCGGACGGUACCACCAGCACAGCGUGGACGUCCUCGACCCGGCGUCGCAUCCCGUCGAAUUUUUCCUUCAAAAGUACGACCACAUGAAGAAGCCGGUGGACGAGUGGCGGGGUUACCUCGGUAAGUACGGCAUCUCCGGCAGGCUCCAGACCACGCCCAUAGGGCUCUUGUCGGAUGGCCAGAAGUCUCGCCUGGUCUUCGCAAUGAUCUGCCUCGCGGAGCCCAACCUGCUGUUGCUCGACGAGCCGACGAAUCAUCUGGACAUCGAGGCGAUUGACUCGCUCGCGACGGCGAUUAACAAGUACGCCGGCGGGCUGGUGCUGGUGUCGCACGACUUCAGACUGAUCGACCAGGUGGCGAAGGAGAUCUGGGUGUGCGAAGACGGGGGCGUGACGGUGUGGAAGGAUGAUAUUCGCGCGUACAAGCGCAAGCUGGCGAAAGCCGCCGGCUUGUGAAGUACCUUUGAAGGUAGUCUACGGAGGUACCGAGCUAGUCACUGUCAAAAGCGUAGAUUCCUUCAUU
Molecule: messenger RNA, 4027 nt
Organism: Micromonas commoda
Lineage: Eukaryota; Viridiplantae; Chlorophyta; Mamiellophyceae; Mamiellales; Mamiellaceae
Product: non-transporter ABC protein
Exons: 1
Coding region: 1-3960 (1319 amino acids)
Molecular function (GO): ATP binding; ATP hydrolysis activity
Source: RefSeq, a predicted model, not a curated record